This is a messenger RNA of Lactuca saligna, 858 nucleotides long. NCBI's taxonomy places the organism in Eukaryota, Viridiplantae, Streptophyta, Magnoliopsida, Asterales, Asteraceae. The record is from the annotation of a GenBank genome assembly.
AUGUUGAUUUUAUGGACAUCAAUUGGUUGUGCCGGAUUACAGUCUGCAUGUUCGGCGUUGACCAAGUCAUGGCUUGAUGUUCAAGUUGAUUUGGAGUUAUCUGGUGAAAGUGAAAGAAGUGAAGAUAUUAAUUCUGAAUCACUUCUUGGACCUGAAAAUUGGCCACUUCAAGUAUUAAACCAACAACCACGUGGCCUUUUUGCCCUUAUUCAAAAGCUUCAUUCAAGUGAGUCUGUACAUAAAGCUGUAACUCGAGGGUGGGAUAUUCCUCGUUUACUUGACCUUAUAUGGUCAUGGAUGUCUCCAUCAGGAGGCGAUGAAGAUAUUUUCAGGCCACAUGGCGACCCACAGAUGAUCCGUUUUGGGGCACGUUUAGUUCUUGUGCUUCGUCAUUUACUUGCUGAUGAAAUGAAAGAUGCUUUCAAGGAGAAGAGAAUGACUCUUGAGUUGGUAGGAUUCUAUGCAUCUCAGCUUGCACGUCAUCGUUUCAUUGACCAUUUUUGUCCAUAUGAUGGUGUUAUGCUUGAAUGGCAGUUUAGCAGUGUUCAUGUCCGAUACAAAAUCUUUCUUUUUGCUGUAGAGCUCCCGUUUCCCUUGGAGAUGACUCAAAUGGCAGUUUUGAAAAAGGAAAGAGUAUGCAAGGAGGAUCCAGUGUCAUUAGAGACUGGUACUGCUAUUAGAACAAAGUUACCGCAACAUGGUGGAGCUAAUGAUCCUGCACAGUUACUUAAUGAUCUUGUUGGUGAUGGGAUUACAAGGAGCUACCAAAAUCAUGGACAUAGAGGAGAGAAGGAAAUUAAGAAGUCUGGUGUGAACAAUGAGCAAUUCUAUGUUGUUGAUCAUAUUUGUGUUUUAUGA